CCAAAUAGAAAACCAGAAAAAAUGAUCGAUAUUAAGGCUUGGGCUGAAUACAUCGUGGAGUGGGCUGCAAAGGACCCAUAUGGCUUUCUUACUACAGUGAUAUUGGCCCUUACACCAUUGUUUGUAAUUAGUGCAGCGCUUUCAUGGAAGCUUGCAAAAAUGAUUGAGGCCAGGGAGCGAGAGCAAAAGAAGAAACAGAAGCGCCAAGAGAAUAUUGCAAAAGCCAAACGAACAAAGAAGGACUAAAUGGGCAAAAAAAUGUUUUCCUUGUGCAACGAAUCCUCUUUUUAAGUGAAACACUUGUAUGUUUUGUCUUGUAACUGUCCUUUGAUACUUGAUCCUGUUAUUUCUUGAAGUAUUGAAAUUUAAUCCCUUCAAUGUAUUUUUUUUUCUGCUGAGAUGAUUUGUGUUAAAAUUUGCCCAAGUAACACUUGUUACAGUCAUUUAAUCUACUACUUGUGUUCUAGUGCAGGGUGCUUUUCUAAAUUUGCAUGUUAAAUUAAAAAAUUAAUC
This is a messenger RNA of Cariama cristata (Red-legged seriema), 513 nucleotides long. It is a transcript of the gene SMIM15, whose product is annotated as small integral membrane protein 15. Bases 22 to 246 code for a protein of 74 amino acids. Lineage: Eukaryota; Metazoa; Chordata; Aves; Cariamiformes; Cariamidae. The transcript has a single exon. The record is from RefSeq and is a predicted model, not a curated record.